Messenger RNA from Zeugodacus cucurbitae (melon fly), 1287 nucleotides. It is a transcript of the gene E(spl)mgamma-HLH, whose product is annotated as enhancer of split mgamma protein. Gene Ontology annotation, molecular function: DNA-binding transcription factor activity, RNA polymerase II-specific; RNA polymerase II cis-regulatory region sequence-specific DNA binding; protein dimerization activity. Gene Ontology annotation, cellular component: nucleus. The transcript has a single exon. NCBI's taxonomy places the organism in Eukaryota, Metazoa, Arthropoda, Insecta, Diptera, Tephritidae. Gene Ontology annotation, biological process: regulation of transcription by RNA polymerase II; regulation of neurogenesis; anterior/posterior pattern specification. The record is from RefSeq and is a predicted model, not a curated record. The coding region runs from base 312 to 974 and encodes 220 amino acids.
GAUUCCUAUUUUAACGUGAGCGUACACAAGUCAACACAACAACAACAUGUGCGCCAAGUUCAUAAAGGACGAGUGAGCGUAAGUCUCUCUGCGACGCCAGCUUGCAUGUCUUUACUUUACGAAAACGGAGAACAAUUGAGGGUUGUACUCAUACCAGCAUUCCUGUACACGACGCGUGAGUAUAAAAGGCUGUAGGCUAAGGACAGCAACAUGCAUUCCAACGCAAACACUCAACAGUGAAACACACACUGGAUUUUAGUGCUAUACACACAGAACGAUCGUAAAGAAUAUUUCAUAAAUUUCGUAACAAAAUGUCUAUCCAAGUAUCGGAAAUGUCUAAGACUUAUCAAUACCGCAAAGUGAUGAAGCCAAUGCUGGAGCGUAAACGGCGCGCACGCAUCAACAAGUGUUUGGAUGAGCUGAAGGAUUUAAUGGUCGUCACAUUGGAGUCGGAGGGUGAACAUGUCACACGGCUGGAGAAGGCCGAUAUACUCGAGUUGACCGUGUCGCAUUUACAAAAAUUGAAGCAACAACGCAAAGCGGCUGCCUCAAAGGGUGGCGCCAUGUCACAAGCUGAAGGCUUCCGUUCUGGUUAUAUACAUGCCGUUAACGAGGUAUCACGCUCACUCUCCCAGCUACCCGAUGUGAAUGUUCAUCUUGGCACACAACUGAUGACACAUCUUGGCCAGCGUUUAAAUCAAUUGCAACCCGCCGUACAGCCACCAACACCCAUUACCGCACCACUAUCCGUACAUAUUGCCAGCAACACCGGCCGCACACAUUACUCUGUGCCCAUUUCGCCCAUCUCCAGCUACAAUGGCAGCCCCAACUCGAGCGCCAGCAGUGAGAAGCUUAGCAGCAGUUGUAUGAGCCAAAGUCUGUUGACCACCUAUACCCAACAUUCACCCAUCGAUGCACGCGUCGCCACCAAUGUCGCACAGGCUGAGGAGGAGGAUGUCUGGCGUCCAUGGUAGACUGUCGAAAGUCUAGCCGAAGCAGCAGUUCCCAGUACAAAACAAAUUUAUACUCAGUGAUAAAGUCUUCCAGACGUGCAGUCACCAACCAGGAUCUGCCGUCAAUUACCGUUAAAUAUAAAGCUUUAAAGUAGAGGAGAAGCAUUUGUUAUUGGCCACAUUUCCAGCGCCAUUUACAUAAGCAUUGAAUCGAUGUGAUUACCACACAAUUGUUAAACAUUGUCAUUAAGUUUAUUACAUUAUAGUUGAAUUAGAGAAAAUUUAAAAAAAAUAUUUUAAGUAACAUUGAAAAAAUAUACAAUAAUAAGAAAUG